UUAAAAUAAUAAUGUAAAACAUAUCUGUAGGCUUUUUAGUAACUAUUUGAAUGAUGUUUUAGUCCAAUGCAUGUUGGUUGAACGCUUUGACACCUUGAACGUGAAAGUGAGUGGUUCAGUGAGUGUCUCCGCCUAGAACAUCACAGAGCUGAUGAACGCAGCAACGUUCUUUUUCAGAACCAUGGUGAGCGCAUUGUGAUGCUGUCCCUUCUACUCCUACUCAGAGCCAUUGAUACAGUAUUUUCUAAAUGGUUAUACUCCUACUGUUCUCUAAACAAUUUUUUCAUAGUUUACAAUUGUAUAAACUCCCAAAUCAUGCUCAAAAUUCAAUUUAAUUGAUGUCACUGUUGAGUGUUUUUUAAUCAGUUUGAUAAACAUGUUUGUCCCAUUGUGACAUAGCCAACCAUGACUUAUGGAAGAAUUUGACGUAUUAAUGGUCCCUAUAAAACCCUGUAAUUCUAAGAAAGAAUUGUCAGAUGGUUUUGAACUCAGUCAAAAUCACUGCAGUAUGUAGAGCGAUAAUGAGUAGGUCUAUGUUCAGUCGUUUGUUGACAGCGACCCCGCUGAGAUUCCUCCGCGAGAGGCCACUUCUGAGUGCAGCUGGCCUGUUGUUUGCAACCGGUUCGGCAGUCUACUUUUAUAGCAAAUAUUACGGUAUCGGUGAGGAUGCACUGGCCACCGUGGAGAGCGUGGACCGUGUUGUCACGGUUGAGGAGGAUAAUGAGCCCACCCUGGACCAGGAGGACCCAGUCCUUGUUCAGCCAACAUAUUACCUUACCCAUGCUGGGAGGAUGCUGGUGAGAGAGCUGGCAGUGUUAAACACGCAGAUAGCUAGGAGGAUGGUAUGGAAUGAACUGUCCUCUCAAAAUGAACAGUAUGUGGAUGAGGAGGUUGGGCACCGGUCCUGUCUGGCUUUAAUCCCUUGGUCUGGACCCUUGUGUGUUCCUAUCUUUCCUGUCAUCUCCAAGGCCAAACCAGUCUACUACCUCACUCGUGCUGGGAGAAUGCUGGUAACAGAGCUUGCAGUGUUAAACACACAGACUUCCAAAUUGGUUAUUGAGGAGCCUACCAUUCACCUCACUGAAGCUGGGAGGCUAGUGCUUGACGAACUGUCAGCACCUUCAGAUAGCCAUUCACAGCCAAAUAGGGAAGACUCUGGUUUUCCCUAUGAGAAGUUGCAGCUGGUUGGGAACUGGGGUUCGUUUUAUUUCCAUUACUGGAAGAUCCAUUAUGGACGAGUGCAGGUACUUCAGACAUAUUCUUAA
This is a messenger RNA of Coregonus clupeaformis (lake whitefish), 1265 nucleotides long. RefSeq lists its product as uncharacterized. Bases 477 to 1265 code for a protein of 262 amino acids. The transcript is spliced from 8 exons. The record is from RefSeq and is a predicted model, not a curated record. Lineage: Eukaryota; Metazoa; Chordata; Actinopteri; Salmoniformes; Salmonidae.